Molecule: messenger RNA, 827 nt
Organism: Papaver somniferum (opium poppy)
Lineage: Eukaryota; Viridiplantae; Streptophyta; Magnoliopsida; Ranunculales; Papaveraceae
Exons: 2
Coding region: 23-577 (184 amino acids)
Source: RefSeq, a predicted model, not a curated record
GACUGCGGAUGGUGGAUAUUCAAUGUACGCUCCACAUCGGGUAAUGCGACAAUUGGGUUACGUCCAAGAAGAACCUCAUUUCGAUGAAGAUAAGACGUUCUUUACUGUGUUAAAGGCUAACUGCUCCACGUCCCAAAAAACUAUUAACGUCGCUUAUGAUCCACUGCCAAAUCAAGAACAUUGGGAUGAUAGACGUGGUUGUAUCAUCGAUUUGAGUCUUUUGGACGAGGUGACCAAAGGUAAUGAAGCUAGUGAGAAAUACAUGACGUGGUACUUGGGUUGGGAUCGUCCUACUGUGAUUAGGAAACCGACUGCUGAAGAACGGGCUCGUAUCAAGAAGAUGGCAUCGAAAGACCCAACAACAAGUCUUAAGUUCUUUAAGGAGCAGUUGAAGAUCUUUGUGAAGGUGUUGUGUUGCGGGAAAGACAGAGGAGAUCCUUUGUCGAUUGAAGAGCAAAGCAAGCACAUUGACUAUGCUUGCAAUAUUGACAAUGAGGAUGCUCAUGAAUUGUUCAAGCAAGCUGAUGCUGAAGUAAAGAGGGAAGAAAAUCCAGGAGGGAAGCACAAGCCAAGAUGAAUGCUGACAAAAAGAGGGCUCGUAGUGGUCGUGGUGGAGAAGGUAGUAGUAGUGGUGGUGUUCCUAAACGGGGUCAUGGUCGUGGUGGUGAAUGAAUGCAGUCUCUAGUUUAUUUCUUUAUGUUGUGUUGGACAAAUGUUAAGGUUAACGGUUGGAAAAAUGUUUUUUUUAAGGUUUAUGGGACAUGUUUUCGUAUUUUGGACAACAAGUGUUGGAUUUCUAGUUUUUGAACGAAUGGUUUGUUUAGCUA